ACCGGUCCUUCCCUGUGUCUUUUGUUCCCAGUCCCUCUCCCUGACUCAGGCCCUGGGCCCCCCACCCCCAUCGGGCGGCCCUAGGCUGUGGCUCUGCCGUGGAGCUGGAGGCCCCUGGAGGCCACCUCAGCCAGGACAGCCACCCCAGCCUCUGGGCUCUGUUGCUCUCCCACCUGCCCACAGACCUUCCCUUGCUGGGGCCUGGCGCAGUGCCCUCUGCCCUCCACAGGGGGCAGCAAGCGGUUGCAGGGCCCAACCCCCUUCCCCAGCAGAGCUGUGCUGAAACUGUCUGUGCGUCUGUGUCUGCGGCAGCGGUGGGCCGGGGACUGCCUCCCGGCAGGCAGAGCUGGCCCUGCCGAAGACCCUGUGGCUUCCCACCAGGGCAGCCAGCGCAGCUGGGCCAGCGAGGCCUUGGAGUGCUCCAGCCAGAGGCCCAACCACCUGGCCAUGUAGAGCCUGGCCCCAGCCGCCUGAGGGUUUCUGCCCAGAGCUCUGGCCCCCAAGCAGGUGUGCAGUCUCCACAGUGAGAAUCUGCUUAGAUUUCAGCAAGCACAUUCUCAGAAAUCCUGCUUGGCCCAUCCUCCGGCCGGGGACAGGACUUGCAGGCCGGGGGACAGGUACAGGCCGGGCCACCAGAAGGAGGGGUCCGGUGGAUAGCCUGGCUCCAGACCACCCCCCUGGCCGUGCUACCUCAGCCGGCCAGGAGGGGUCCGCCCAGGCCUCUCUCAGGGAGAGUAGCUCCUCUGUCUCUCCCCAGAGCUGUGCCUUUGCUCCCCGAGCCCACCCAGGCGCCCUGUCAUGUGGAAAUCUCAGCCAUGGAAUUAAAAUAGAAACCACUUCUGCUGUCUCCCAGGAGACAAAGAUAAGGGGGCGUCCUGGCCUCCGUGGGAGCCUGUGCUGGGGCCCAGCAGUGACAGGACUAGGUGUCAGGGACUCGGCUGCAGUGCACGUCCCACCCACCCUCCCUGGGCUGCUGGCGCCCCCCCCCAACCCCAGCCCCCACCAGCCAACUCUAAUCUGCAGCCAGCAUCCAAGUGACCCCACAGCCUGAGGACUUGCCUGUAGUGCGUCAUCAGAGGGCUGGGAAAUCAGGCCCCUGACCUCAUGAAGGACACAGCUCCCUCUGAGGCCUUUUCCAACCCUGGGGGUCUGGAGAAAGGGAGCAGGGGCUCAGUGAAGACCCCAGCUCCCUUGUCUCCCUUCCCCAGGCCUCAGGCCUGCCUCCCAGUGCUGGCUGCAGGGUUCUGGCCUCAGCAGCUCUUCCACCCCCCAGGGCCUGUCCUUUUCUGGAGUCAACAUGUGGGCUGUGAGGUGUCCUAGGUCCUGGGCUCUAUCCCAAGGGCAGGGAGGCCCUGAGGAGAUGUGGGGCCCUUUCCCACCCCAGACACCCUCCCCGGCCAGACACCCACGCUGCAGUGCCCUCACAGGGCCAAGCUCUGGCCACCGGUGCUGGGUGGGGCCUGGGCUGCUUGGGGGUCUAAACCUGGGCUUAGAAAUGAGUGGGUACUGGCUGGGGGGAGCAUUGGCCUUGGUGCCCAGGCCAUGAAGGGGUCUCCCAGCUUUGCUAUGUCCUCGCUAGGCCCUUCCCUGCUGAUGAGACAGCAGCCUGCUUCCUGCACCAGCAACCCCACAGGGGCCGCGGCUCCCCAGGGCCAGGGGCAUCUCAGGGUGGCAAGGCCAUCAUGCUGUCAUGCCUGGAGACCUGUCCUGCCAGCUCCGCUCCACCCUGCUAGGGUCCUCUGUCCACCACUCAGCCCAGCCUGGCUUCCCUGCAGUGGAGCUGAGUGGCAGGGGCCUGCCAUCUGCCAGUGUCACAGGAUGGCGGAAGGCACCAGACCACUGCAGCCCAGGGGUGUGACCCAGCCCCAUGCCCAGCCAUCAGCCCUGCCAGCUCCCUUCACACCCGCCGUGUCCUGUGCCCCCCCCUCCACUCGGGCCCGUCCCACUGUGUCACUUCCCCUGCCUGUGACCCACCGCAGCCUCAGAGGUGGAGACCAAGGCCACUGCUCUGCACCCAUUGAUCCUGACCCCUGCCUGCCAGGCCCAGAACAGCCCCGUCGCAUUAGGGAGCUUCUGGCCGCUGCCCAGGGACUGCGGCUGGGGUGAGGGCAGUGCAGCAGCUGGCACACUCCUUGUCCCACCCCACCCUCCGUGUAUCUCCAGGGCACCUGGCCAGUGCCGAAUGCCAUUCCUUUGCUGCCACCCUGGGAGGGGCCUGCCUCUACCCCCAUCCACUCUUCUGGCAGGGCUGGGGACCUUGGGGCAGGUGGUCUCCCUCCAGAAGAGCCCUGUGUUCAGCCAGCCCUGUCCUCCAGAACAAGCCCCACAGGUAGCAAGCCCCACAGGUAGCAAAGUCGGGGAGGGUAAUGGCUUAGCCCCAGGCUCCCAAGCUGGGCAGAACAGGGCAGGGAGCUGGAGAGGGUUUGGCAGUGGGCCCAUGAAUCCAGCCUGGGCAAGGCCCUGCUGUGAGGGACCCCUAGGGACCCCUGGGCCUGCCAGGGAGUAAGGGCUGCCCAGAAAAGGUACUGACUGAUGCCUCCUUGCCAUCUUCUGCCUUGGCUGGCACAGGUCCCAAGUGCAGAGGGGGAGCUGGUCAGGCUGGUCAGUUGGGCGGGGGGGCGGGGGGCAUGUUUCUGGCCUGCUGUCACCAUGGAAAUGGCAGUGGCUGCAGGGUGUGUGUGCAAGGGAGGAGGGUGCUGCCACAGAGAGCCCAGCCAGGACCACCAUGAAAGCCAGGAGCACCGAGGGCCUCUGGUUGGCUCACAAACAUGCCUGGUGCACCAGGCAGAGGGAACAGGCAGGUCUCCGUGUCCAGCCCACAGCCUCCAAGACACAGGGGGAAGGGUGCCCAGAGUCAGCUGCCCCCAUAGGGCCUGAUCACUGGGCUUCUGGGAUCUGCCUGUCUCCCAGGCCGAUGCUCAGCUGGGGCCAGAAGGCUCAGAGAAGGGCCCAUGGGGACAGAGCACCAGGAAGCCCGUGGGUGCGGAGGUUCCCCACCUGGGGCCACGCUCUACGGGCUCUAGGGCGGAGGCACCGUGGUGAGGCGUGGUCAGGCACGCCCUGGUUGGGAGGAGGCCAGAGUGGGGGUGUGGGGGUGCGGUGACUGGCAUGACCCCUCAAUCUCCCGCCUGACCCCUCGAGGUCAGGCCCUGGGCCCCGAGGCCCGCAGCUGGUCCUAGGCGGUGCGGGAGAAGGGACUGGAGUGUCAGCCCCAGCCCGGGGCACAGAGGGCACGCCCACUCCUUCCCCUCCUUCCCUUCCUAACUCCUCACAGCCUCCCCGGCCGCCCCCUGGGUGGAAGUGCUUGGGGUGGACGCCUUAAGCGCGGAUCCCUCGGCGCUGGUGCCCGCCGCCCCUUCCCUGCCUGCGAGGCAGACGCAGACCUCCCCACACCCCCUACCAGCAGCUUCUCGAGCUGUUUCUGGAGGUGGCGGCGCCUUCCUUCCUGAGCCCUGCCCUCCACCCAAGGAGCCUUCAGCACCACAGACAGUGUUGGGGCGGGGCGCGGGCGGGGGCGGAGCGGGACAUGGAGACCCGGACAGGGCUGGGGGCCGUGCCCGCCGGGAAUCUGACUCCGCUCCCGCGGCGCGGCUGUUGCUAUGGAAACCGAGCAACAAAGGGAAGCGGGACAGGCGCCGCGCCCGGCGGGGUGGGGGUGGGGUUCUCCCGGAGCCUGCGACCCCUUCCCGCGGCGGAGCGCAGCCUGGGCGCCCAGGGCCGGGUGUGUUGGACCCCUAGGCCCAAGUCACUAGGGCUCCCCGAGAGCCGGGGGCCAGGCUCCCCGCACCCUGCCCGCCGCCCCGGGGACGGCCCGGCCAGGCGGCCCCGACGUCGCCAUGGAAACAGCCGGGGCGCGGGCGGCGCCGCGGUCGCCCGGGCGGGCCCCUGUAGACGCCACCUCCGGCGCGAGGGGCCCGGGGGCGCCAGGCCUGUCCCGGCUGCCCCGCACCCGCCACCCCCGGCAGGUGCGCCCCGCCCCCGCGGCGCCCCCAGGCGGCCCCCAGCCCGGGGGACGGGUUAUCGAGGCCCCGCCCCGGCCGCGGAGCCAAUGGGCGCGCGGACAGCCGGGCAGGCGGGGCUGGGCGCGGGCGGCGGCGGCCCGGAGGAGAACGGGCGGAGGGCGCGGGCCGACCGGGCGCACCGACCAUGGCCUCCAAAUGCCCCAAGUGCGACAAGACCGUGUACUUCGCAUGACGGGAAGCCGUUCUGCCACAAGCCGUGCUACGCCACCCUGUUCGGACCCAAAGGCGUGAACAUCGGGGGCGCGGGCUCCUACAUCUACGAGAAGCCCCUGGCGGAGGGGCCGCAGGUCACCGGCCCCAUCGAGGUCCCCGCGGCCCGAGCAGAGGAGCGGAAGGCGAGCGGCCCCCCGAAGGGGCCCAGCAGAGCCUCCAGUGUCACCACUUUCACCGGGGAGCCCAACACGUGCCCGCGCUGCAGCAAGAAGGUGUACUUCGCUGAGAAGGUGACGUCUCUGGGCAAGGAUUGGCACCGGCCCUGCCUGCGCUGCGAGCGCUGCGGGAAGACACUGACCCCCGGCGGGCACGCGGAGCACGACGGCCAGCCCUACUGCCACAAGCCCUGCUAUGGAAUCCUCUUCGGACCCAAGGGAGUGAACACCGGCGCGGUGGGCAGCUACAUCUAUGACCGGGACCCCGAAGGCAAGGUCCAGCCCUAGGCUACAGCGGCUCUCGUGAUGUGGGCUCACCUGCGCCCCAGACCCUGCAGGGGCCCCCCUGCUUGGCUCUGCUGGGAGAGUGCUCAGCCGCCCAGUCCUGCCUGCAAGCCCAGGGCGAGUAUUGGAGGAGGGGCAGCCACGGGCAGAGCGCCAUGCCCAUCCCCGAGUCUCUGGUGUGUCUGCCCCCUCUGGCAUCCUCUGGGCGUCCCAUGAUCCCUUCUGUGUCUGCGUGUCCGAAUCCCCGUGUGACCCUGUCCCAGCAUUUUCCCGCCGACCCUGCGUGUCCCCGUGGCGCUGUCCGCUCUCCCUCUCCUGCUGCCCACCCACCUGCCAGUGUUAUUUAUGCUCCCUUCGUGGGUGAUGGCCACGCCCUCACCAUGUCCCUGGCAGAGGGCUUUCCUCCGGGAUCCCCUGCCUGGUGCCCACACUGCCUCGCAAGCGCUCGCCACCCUCACGUGGCUCACCUGCUGUUGAGCCUUGUGCUGUCAAUAAACGGUUUGAGGAUUGCA
Molecule: messenger RNA, 5187 nt
Organism: Pan troglodytes (chimpanzee)
Lineage: Eukaryota; Metazoa; Chordata; Mammalia; Primates; Hominidae
Gene: CRIP2
Product: cysteine rich protein 2
Exons: 7
Coding region: 3527-4678 (383 amino acids)
Source: RefSeq, a predicted model, not a curated record